AUGUCAUCAUUGAGCAUGUAUCCUCAUAAGUCCAUCGAGAUGCCAUCAUGUAUGCAUGAAAGACAUGAUGAAGCACUUUGCGCUAGCUCCCUGUCCUCUGCCGAUAAGGUGAACCAGACCUCGCAGCUCAUUCUUGAUAUAUUUCUGGGGAAUGCUCUCAACAAGUUUCAGUACUCGGAGGAACAUAUCGAGAAUUCUAGAGAUGGUUUCCUUUCAGUCAUUGGCCAAUUUGUCUCCAAAGGCGAGAGGGUACAAGCUUGUCUUCCUGCUUUCCCCUUCAAGUCCGCAAAUAAGGUGUACAAGGUUCUUGGCAGCUUGCCAGACAAGGCAGAGGAGCUGGCUCUGGAACUUUUGAAUACUACGUGCAUGCGGAUUCAAGAGAUUUACCCUCCUGGCGCUAAUAUUGUAAUCAUUUCGGAUGGCAUCACCUAUAAUGACCUGCUGUGCAUUUCUGACCAAGAAACCUGGGCAUAUGGUGAAGCUCUACGCAAGAUGGUUUCCAAGAUGAAAUUCGACAAUAUUUCAUUUGCAAGAAUCAGAGAUCUUCUCGACUUUUCCCUACCAGAGGAACUGACCGAGAUUGUCUACGUGGCAAAUUGCACCACGUUCCGUCGCUUGUUAUUGAACAAGUAUGGAAAAGUCGACCUUGACAUCAACCAUGAAAUAGCGGCAAAUCCGGAUACGAAGUUGACUUAUCUUGGAUACAAGAGAUUCCUUGAAUCAGACCUUCAAUACAUUUUCCCUCGCGGAAAGAAUCGCUCUUCGCAUAGUUACAAGCGGGACUGCAAGUACCUGGCCAAACAGAUGCUUACAAGAGGAUAUGCGUUUGCAGAGGCUAUCAAGAACGCUUUACCCAACCACCUACGACUUUCAAUCCACGAGUCCAUCUGCGGUACCAAGAUACCUAUCGGUUUAUUGAACACGAAAACCGGGUUCACAACUCCAUGGCACUGCAGUGUUGCUCAAUUGGCAGACGGGGUAUGGGUGAGUGCUCCCAUGGGUGAAUUCAACCAAGACGACCGCUUGGAACUUGUCCACGUCGAUGGGAGGCCGAGUCACUACCAGGAAAAAGAAAACCACCAUGUUGACGCCAUAAGCGAGAAAAAUGCGCGUUAUCUCCAAUCAGCAAAGUCGAUAAAGGUCAAUCAAUAUGUUGGUGGUGCAUUCAAGAAUGCAGCACCAGUUUCAACAUCGUCUAGUGAAGUGUCGCACUCUUCACCUGAGAGCAGGAGAUCCAGUGAAUUCACCACACCAGAGAUUCAAUCACGUGAAGCUUCACCAGGAAAUUUUGGGUUGGGUAUUACCGUGGAAAAUGACGCUGUUCUAAUGGAGGAAAAAAAUGAUACUUUGACAACUCCCUUUGGCCAAAGACUUAUUCCUCAGAUCAUGGACAGCCUUGCUGCCACUGAGCCAGAGCGUACAGUAUUCUCCCUUGCAACUCUUGUGAAUGGGUUUAUUGAACUUAAAACUAUCUCUGCCCGAAGCUUUACCAAGGCAGUUGAUAAGACUGCCUGGUGGCUUCGUGGCCAAGUCGGCACCCCGGACAAAGUUCGGCCAGUGGCGUACAUCGGACCACAUGAUUUGAGACACAUCCUCUUGACGUAUGCAUGUGUCAAGGCGGGCUACACGGCCCAGUUUAUUUCACCAAAAAACAGUACAGAUGGAGUCUUGGCAAUACUCAAAGGCACUGACUGCAACAUCUGGGUCAAUGCAGUCGACGCUUCUCCGAUACCCUUGGUCGAAGAGGUUCUCCAACAACGCCCAUUGACUUCUCUGCAGCUUCCCCUGCUCGAUGAACUCCUUGAUAAUGAAUCUACCGAGCCCUUCCCAUAUACUAAGUCGUUUGAAGAGGCCAUCAAUGACCCAUUUUGUCUCCUGCAUACGUCGGGAAGUACCGGGCUGCCGAAGCCUAUUCCCUGGUCUCACGGGCUGAUCGGAACUAUGGAUGCAGUACGAUUACUUCCGCCAGUGGGCGAGAAUACUGAUUUAGUUCCGUGGACUGAUGGUUGGGAUGAAGGAGACAAGAUAUUCUCAUCGUUCCCAAUGAGUCACGGCGCUGGUAUCAUCAUGGAUAUCCUGAUGCCCGCUCUUCACAACCUCCAUUGUGUUCUAGGACCGGUUGGAGUUUUGCCAAAUCUCAAUCUUGUGGAACGAUUAGCUGUGGAUGCAAAGAUUGACAUAUGGAGCAUGGUCCCAUCCCUCGUCGAUGAGCUGGGUGAAGCCCCCGAAGUCUUAGAAAAGCUCGAGUCUAGCAAGUUCAUAUGUGCAUCUGGCGGUCCCGUCAGCCCUGUCAGCGCAGGCAAGGUGAACAAGGUAGUAAGGGUGCUCAACCUGACCGGCACAACAGAAGGUCUAUUCAUUGGCAAUCUGAAACCCAAACGAGAAGACUGGCACUGGUUUUGUUUUCACCCUUACUCUGGCUUUGAAUUCAAAAAGCUUGAUGCUGAUUCAUAUGAGCACUGGAUUCAUCGCAACGAAAAUUGGCCUCUUUUUCAGGGCAUUUUUCACACUUUCCCAGAGCAUGAUUCGAUCAAUAUCAAAGACUUGUAUGUGAAGCACCCUACAAAACCUAAUUUAUGGGCAUUCAAGGGGAGAAGCGAUGACCUUAUUGUCUUGUCGAAUGGGUAUAAAAUAUCGCCCUUGGAGACGGAGGCGUUUGUGACCACGCACUCAGCUAUCGCGGGAUGUCUUAUCUUCGGAACCGGAAAGCCUCAGGCGGGUCUACUCAUUGAGCUGAAGGACCCAUCAAACAAGUCAGCCGAGGUUAUGAACAGUAUCUGGGAAUAUGUCCAAAAGGCCAAUUCCAUGUCUCGGCACAAGAAUCAACUACUAAGGGACUUUGUCACUUUCUCUCUGCCGGACAAGCCAUUCUUCCGAACAGAUAAGGGAACUGUGAAGCGAUCAGCUACCCUUUUGCUGUAUGAAAACUUCAUUGAGCGCUUCUACAGCUCACGUAGUGAGGAUUUCGAUGAAGCUAUAAGUCUGGAAAUGAGUUCUAUCAAAUCGAUUGAGGAAUCUAUCCGUACGAUCCUUAGCUCUUCACUUCCUGAAUCACAGGUUGCCCUUAGAGACGCAGAUCUCUUUGCACUUGGUCUUGACUCUCUCGGCGUCUUUGCGGCUGUCAAGAGAAUCCGAUUAUACUCAGGGCUGGGAGAAAAAAUCGCCCCUCGACACAUUUACGCGAAUCCAACCAUUGCGAGCUUGGCCGACACUGUCUUCGCUUUGAUGGCUUCGACUCAGAGUGCGAAAGAUGCCAAAGAUGAUGUUCCAUCCGAUACAGUUCAGGAUAAUGAUGUUAAUAAGAUGAAUGCUAUGAUUGCCCACCAUAAGACGCGACAGUCUUUCCGCCUGAACGCAUUCGACUACGUCAACCCCAACCACGGCAUGGGCAUCGUACUCUACUUCUCCCUGCACGAGGAAACGCCCUUUUCAGAAGUGUUCACAAAUCUCCAGGAAGGGCUUAAUCGCACAUUCGACAUGAUCCCAGCCCUCAGCGGAAAAAUGAUGUACGCCUCAUCUCAAGAAAUCGGCUACCAAAAAGGCGAUCUCUGCGUGACAAUCCCCCCAUUAGCCAAUACAGCUUCAGCUCGAGACCGCCUUGUAUACAAAGACCUCUCAUCUAUUCUCCCAUCAUUCGAAAAGCUACGCGAAGCAGGUUUCCCACCAUCGGCUUUCAGAGACGGGCUUGUUUUGCGGGACGAUCCAUUUCCUAAAUUCCCUGCGAACAUUUUCUCGGGUCAGGUCAAUUUUGUUUCAGGUGGCUGUAUUAUUGCCGUUGAUUUGAAUCAUUGCUGCCUUGAUGGUCUGGGCGUUAUGGUUGCUCUUAAGGCUUGGGGGGAGAACUGCCGGUAUCUGCAAGGAGAUCAUACGGCUACUUGCAGCUGGUACGACCCCGAGAGCUUCAAUCAUAGCUUGCCGCAUAUCAUCCAUGAGCAGGAGGGGUGGGCUCGACCGGUUGAGGAGAUUGAUCCUGGAACAUGGGGUUUCUUGCCAUUCUUUCCACCUGACGAUAGCUUAAGCUCAGGCUUAAAACCGAGCUCCAUCGACAAUGCUAGGGAACAUACGCUACCUCCCGCCCCCAAAAUUACUUUACACGAUGUGUGGCCGCUUCCCCGCGCUGAGAGAUGCCUUGAAACAACAAUGUUUCUGAUAAGACCGAACAAGCUCGAGAAAAUGAAGCAAGAGGUCAUUGCCGAUCCCGAAGCGAAGGGAGCCAUAAAAUCGAUCAGUGAUAUUGUGCAAGCCUUCCUAUGGCGAGCUGCAGUCAGAGUGCGGUAUCGUGUUGCAAAAGAGAUUAGAAAGCAGAAUUUCUCACCAGACGAGGUAUCCAUUCUUGAGCUACCAACCGACGGCCGCCCGUACUUCUCUUCCUUAUUACCAUCAACAUACAUGGGUAGUCUCCUAAUCCUCAACCGGUCAACCAUGCCAAUCGAAACACUUUGUUCCGACAAAACCAGCAUCGGCCAAGUCGCAUACUUACUUCGUCAAUCUGCUUCACGUAUAACCCCAUCAGUUGUACAUGACGUAUUUUCAAUCCUGCAAUCCCUACCAGAUCACAGUAGGUUUUCGACUGCUAAUAUGGGACUCGAGCAUAUGCAUGCAAUGAUCUCAAAUAUGAUGCUGUUUCCGAAAAACGAAAUCAAUUUUGGCGAUGCGUUCUUUGCUAAUCACGGUCUACUGGAGUCUUUGAGGCCUCAGGUGGAGCGAGGGAAUGGACGGUUCCGGUUCUUGGUUAUCUUUCCUAUCAGGGAUGAUGGUGGUAUUGAGCUUGUUCUUGGCACGCAUCCAGAAGAGCUGGAAAUGUUUCAAAAGGAUGCAGAGUUUACGAAGUUUGCCGAACUUGUAGAUACUUAUCACUAA
Molecule: messenger RNA, 4860 nt
Organism: Penicillium taxi
Lineage: Eukaryota; Fungi; Ascomycota; Eurotiomycetes; Eurotiales; Aspergillaceae
Product: transferase family protein
Exons: 6
Coding region: 1-4860 (1619 amino acids)
Source: RefSeq, a predicted model, not a curated record